AUGCCCACCACAAGAAAGAAGAAAAUUUUAGUUGCAAUUUUCGGAAUUGUCUCCACUUUUAUAUUGAUACAGAUUAUUUGGUGGUCGUGGUCACGUGGAUCAUCAACACCAAAUUAUUAUCAUCCGAAUGGAGAAUCAUCGACACUUUCCGAUUAUUGUUAUUAUUUGCAUAAUAAUAAUAAUGGAAAAUCAUUAUCCAUGAAGCAAGUAUUGGAAAUUCUAACACGAAAUACAGCAAGUAUGAAGUAUCCACUCCAGCAACAUGGUAAUCCAUAUAUUGUAACGGCUGUUUCUUCUGGUUAUUUUGAAAGAUUUGAAAAUUUUGUUGGAUCCAUUCAUAGAAUAUACGAAACUAAGGAGAAAUUAUUUAAUAUUCAAGCAAGUUUUUUGAAUAAGGAUUCGAAUAUUGAAAGAAUGAUAUCUGAUAAAUCUUCGUAUUGGUGGAAUUGGAAUAGUUAUUUGACAUCUGAAAGCAGACCAAUAAUUGUUUAUAAUUUAGGAAUGACAAGUGAACAAGUUCAAAGAGCAAAAACUUUUAAAAAUGUAGAAGUGGUUGAUAUUGAUUUCAAAUUGUUACCAUCUCACUUUAAUAAUUUGAAAUCAUUUGCCUGGAAGCCACUGGUUAUGUAUUUAGCAUUACAGAGAUAUCCAGCAAUUUUCUUUUUGGAUAGUGGAGUGGAAGUUUGGAAUCGAUUGGAUCGAUACGAGUCGAUUUUGAUGGAGAAGGGAUAUUUCCAUGUGGUUCAGGAGGGAUUGACCACUGGAUGGAAGUGUUGUGGAACAGUUGGUGAGCUCACUCACAUUUCCACAUUCAAUUAUUUGGGAUUCAGCCAAAAAGAAUAUGGACCAAAGGUCAUGUGUAGUGGUGGUAUUCAAGGAUAUAUCAAAGAUUCGCCAGCUUAUAAGAAUGUUCUAUUGCCAACCCUGGAGUGUGCUUGGAAUUCUGAAUGUAUUGCUCCAAAGGGCUCUAGCUUGGCUAACCACAGACAAGACCAAUCGGUUUUCUCACUCUUCAUUCACAAGGCAGGUUUGGUAUGUGAAACGGAUCCUCGAUUAUGGGGAAAUCCAGGAAAUAGAGCUGGAAUUCCAGAUUCAGAAUUUGUUAUUUAUUUGAGAAAGGGGGAUCCAAACAAACCUCACAUUAGGAAUAUUGAAUAUGAAAAGGGCUUGGCAAUAGUAAUCCCAGUGAAGGAAAAUGAAAAAUCGAACGUGUUGAAAAAAUUGGAUUUGUGGAAUGAAAACAAAUAUUCGCCAUGUUGGAAUUAUCCAACAAGCAUGAAAGUUGAUUUGGUGAUUUACAUGACUCACAGAAAGGACGAAACAUUUGAAUCGGAUGUGAACCAAAAGACCACUAAAUAUUCUCACUGUUUCAACAAGAUUAGUUUCAAAUAUACUGAAACUCAGGAAGCAAUUCUCAGUAAGGUAAUGCAAGAUGAUUCGAUUUUCAAUAAUUAUGAAUAUUUUCUCUUCAUGGAAUCUAACAGCAAACCAAUCAGAGCCAAUUGGAUCAAUGAAAUGGAUUCAAUUAUUUCCAAAAAUCGUCAAUCCAAUCCUAGCUUUUGGAUGAUUGCGACUUUACACAAAGGAUCAACGCCUCAGGCCUCAAUUAGUUCCAAUUCGAUAUUUUCAACACACAUCUCUCUGAGAACUCUCUUCAGAGAAGUAUCCUCCCUCACCAGCAAACCAACUAAUGCUGAACUCACUUCACAAAUCUAUGAAUUCCUUCACAAGAAUGAAAAUCAGGAAAUGUACAAACAUAUCAAGAGUCGAAUUAUUUAUCAUGAUUUUAUACAAAAUUUGGAUGAUUGGAAUGAAGAAAAUGUGAGAGCACUUUAUCCAAAUACCUUCCUAAUAACAGGAUUGUUCAAGCAAACAUAA
This is a messenger RNA of Naegleria gruberi, 1878 nucleotides long. RefSeq lists its product as uncharacterized. NCBI's taxonomy places the organism in Eukaryota, Heterolobosea, Eutetramitea, Acrasida, Naegleriidae. The transcript has a single exon. The record is from RefSeq and is a predicted model, not a curated record. The coding region runs from base 1 to 1878 and encodes 625 amino acids.